Molecule: messenger RNA, 2040 nt
Organism: Seminavis robusta
Lineage: Eukaryota; Bacillariophyta; Bacillariophyceae; Naviculales; Naviculaceae
Source: the annotation of a GenBank genome assembly
AUGACAACUACAAAAGUUUCUCAACUCAUCUUUUGCGCUGUCAUCAUCACAUCUAAUCUUAUUUUGUCCUUCGAUGUUGAGCAGUAUAAGCAGGUGGUGCAAACUAUUCGAGAUGCUGCCGAGUUCCAUGCCUCCACCAUAUUCCUCUCUUUCCAGUCCUUUUCUGACUCCAUAACUGUGGAAGCAGACACUUUGGGAGAAACCUUCCCGUUUGUUACAAUUCCAUCCUUCGAAGCACUGGCAGCUCAUGUUCGCUCAACCACUGGAGUGGAGUUGGUCAUCUGGCAUUCACUGGUAAACAUGGAACAGCUGGAAGAAUGGAAAAACUACACCACAACCAACUAUAAGGCCAACCUGGCAAGGAGCCGUGCUAUAGCGCUUGUGCUACAACAGGAAGGGUCCUCUCUCAAGCCCAGUGACUUUGUGGAAGGCAAUAUCCCCCCAUAUCCUUACAUCCCAAAUUUUGAAGAGGGAGGAAUCAUCUUGGCCCCUACUUAUGGAGAUGGGCCCUACUAUCCUGCAUGGAUGGUGUCUCCCCCUAUUUUCAAUCCAAGCUUCAUCAACAGUGACCCAGCUCCUUGGGUUAUGAAAGGAGGAAUCACCGCUGUUAAUGAAGCACAUCGUCUGGUGUUGACGGAUGCCCUCCCAGUUGAGAAUCUUGCUAACCGUGCCAUCAAGCUUGAGGACCACGAAGCGUACCAUGCUUCCUUGGUGGAUUAUGUUAACGAGGAAGGUGGGACUGCCUUCUCCCAUCCACAUUCCGCAGUCAUGGUUCCGGUCUUUGAAAAGCUCAAUGAUUCUACGUCAACAAUAGUCGGAUGCUUUUCAGUGAUUUUCCCUUGGGACCGAUAUUUGGUCAACCUGCUGCCUGAAGGUGUCAAAGGGAUUACAUGUAUCCUGCGCAACACCUGUGGCAAGGCAUGGACGUAUGAGCUUUCCGGCAACUCUGCAUUCUACAGAGGAGAAGGUGAUUUCCAUGAUCCAGCCUAUACUGACACUGAAGUGGUUUUGCCAUUCCGUGAUCCUUCUCGGCAAAGCGGCACUGAAACGGUGGAUAAGGAGUGUGACUAUUCAUACCACAUAUACGCAACAAAGGAGUUUGAGGAGGAAUUCCAAUCCCAUCAUCCCUGGGCGUUGAUGCUGAUUAUGGCUACUACCUUUGCCAUCAUGAUAAUUACAUUUAUCAUUUACGAUCGAUUCAACACAAAGAGAAAUGAGAAGGUUGUUGGUCAUGCCACCAAGACAAAUGCAAUUGUAUCCUCCCUCUUCCCUUCUGAUGUCAAGAACCGUUUACUAGAGGAGGAAGAAGAGAAAAAACGUCAGCUUCAGAAGUCAGCAGAUCCUGUGAGCAACUUUCUGAACACUGCGGAAAUGCAGACCUCUGGGCUGCUGGAGGGUGACGAGGGGAGCAGCAACCCGAUAACAAAGUCCGACCCCAUUGCCAAUCUAUAUCCUGACUGCACAGUUUAUUUUGCUGACAUUGCUGGCUUCACUUCCUGGUCCUCUUCCAGGCAGCCAGUUGAUGUAUUUAGGCUGUUGGAGGCUAUUCACUCAGAAUUUGAUCUCAUCUGCAAGCGACGAGGUGUCUUCAAAGUGGAGACUAUCGGAGAUUGUUAUGUUGUCAUUACAGGUAUCCCCCAGCAAUCUGAAGACCAUGCAGUUACCAUGGCGAAAUUUGCUUGGGAUACCGGUACGCAAGACAGGAUGCGUGAUUCAACCAAUACACUUAGGUCGACGCUGGGGGAAGAUACUGGAAACCUGGAUCUUCGAAUAGGCUUGCACUCUGGCCCAGUCACAGCAGGAGUCCUUCGAGGAGAAAAGUCACGCUUCCAGUUGUUCGGUGAUACAGUCAACACUACAUCGAGGAUGGAAUCCAAUGGAGUCAAGGGGAAAAUCCAACUCUCUGAGGCUACAGCACAGAGUCGACGUGAGCAAGGCAAAGGCGGUUGGUUGACCCCACGAGAAGACCUCAUUGAGGCCAAAGGAAAAGGCAAAAUGCAAACUUUCUGGCUGGAAAAUGUGCGGCGCACGCCCUCCUAA